Cannabis sativa is the source of this 2055-nucleotide messenger RNA. RefSeq lists its product as uncharacterized. Bases 1040 to 1945 code for a protein of 301 amino acids. The transcript is spliced from 6 exons. The record is from RefSeq and is a predicted model, not a curated record. Lineage: Eukaryota; Viridiplantae; Streptophyta; Magnoliopsida; Rosales; Cannabaceae.
AAAUUAGAAAAACCUUGCAGUGAUGCAAUUUGUCUUAGUUGCUUAUUUUAUCUUUAUUCUCAUCUUUUUGUGUUUUACAUGCUUAUCUAUUUGCUUAUUUGAUUUUGUCUUUACUCAAAUUAUUUCUUGUUCAUUUCUUUUUUUUUUUUUAGUCUAUUCCAAAAAAAAAUUUUAAGCCUUGCGAUGUUGUUAGUGUUUUAUUUUCAAAUGGUUCUUUUUUUUCCUACCUCUCCAUCUACUCUUUUCUUCCAUAUUUUUUCUUUGUAUUGCAAUUCAACUAUUGGGUCCCGUGUAUUGUUUAUAUAUAUAUAUAUUGAAUAGAAGAUUGUUUUGGUGUGCUUUUGAUAAGUAAAUAAUAAUUUUGUAGCUAUAGAACUUUGUUUUAAGCUAGGUGUGCUACCUACUUGGCCAUCAAAUCUUUUAAUAGGAACUACAUUAUUUUUCUAUAUGCUCUGUUUUAUGUAGAAAUAGAAAUUUUCAGGUAAUAGUUGAUUUGUUUGUGUGAGUAUGCCAUUGUUUUUCAUGGCACAAGAAUUUUUUAUUUUUUAUUUUAUUUUUCGAUGCCAUUUGUUAUUCUUAAUAAUUCAGAUAAAUACCUUCAUUACUAAAAUUGAUGUAUUAUUAAUCCAAAAUUAUAUAUGUACGUCUGACAAAGUAAACUCAUGUUGUUUUCACAUAUCUAGAAGAAUGUCUUUGCAUUAUUUUUUAUUUAAGUUAUACUACCUGAAGAGCUGAGGAUUGUUUUGCUUUGUGUUGUCGCUUAGCUUCGUAGUUACUGUUGUUGGGUGGCUACUAACCAUUUUAUUGCAGUUGGUUGUUUGUUUUGUGACAUCAUGAACUUAUAUAUAUAUGUAUUUAGCAAAUUUAUUGUGAAUAUUAUCAUAAUGAAAUAUAUUUGAGUGUAGAUCAUUGAGUGAGUACUGGAUGUCGUAUCACUAACUUCUGGUUUCUUAAAGCUAUUAUUCAGAGUACUUGUCAUCACUUCCUAUUUUACCUCCCUUAGUACCGGUGGUGAUCAGUUCAUUAAAGAAUUGUUUCCAUGGCACCUGGACGUUGCACCACUCGUUCUACUGCACAUAACCCACACAUUGAUCAGACUAUUAAUGUUAUGACACCUGGACGUCGCACCACUUGUUCUACUAUACAGAAUCAACUGCCUGAAUGCGCCACACACUCUAUUUUACAGAGUCAACCAAUUGGACGCACAACCCGUUCUAAUGUACAAAGUCAACUACCAAGAUCCACCACACAUUCUGCUGUACACAGUCAACCACCUAGAUGCUCCACACACUCCACUAGAGAGAGUCAACAACUUGGACAGACUCAAGAUGAUAGACCUAUCACAGAGUCUACUGCACAUAUUCAACCACCUGAAUGCACCACACACUCUACUGGACAUAGUCAAGAUGAUAGUGUUGCUUCUCAAACACAAUCAGGACAAUCUGUAUCUGUUAAUAAAUCACGUGGGCUUACUCGUGGUGUGAAAACUGCUAGCAUUGCGAAGGCAUCGGCUAAUGGAAAGUUGCCUGUCACUUUUGAUGAGGAGUGUCGUCAACCAAUUUGCACCAAUGCUGAGAGAUUUAAUAAUGACAUUGGAUUUAUUGUUCGUAAUCAUGGUUCAUUUCAUUACAAGGAUUGGAGACUGGUUCCUGAGGAAAUUAGAGCACCAUUGCGACAUUAUCUUUUGGAAACAUAUGAUAUUGAUUUGCUUGAUGAAACAACUAUAAAGUGUAUUGAUGAGCAAAUGAGAAAAGCUUGGAGGAGUCACAAAUAUAAGUUACAUUCAUAUUUUAAAGAAAUUGGAGGAGAAGAGGAUGUUGAGAUGGCCAAGAGAAAGCGACAUCCAGAUCUAAAAGAUGACCACCAAGAAGAUUGGGAGAUAUUGUGUGAUCGUUGGUGCACCCCUGAAUUUAAGGAAAGAGCAUUAAAGAAUACUAACAACUGAUCUAAAAGGAAGUGGGAAUCAAGAAAUGGAUCAGUCUCUACACCACGACACCACAUUCGACGUGGAAUGGACUUAGCUUCUUCCACAGGUCAAAUUGAAACAUGGCGUUU